AUGGCCAUAGAGCGGUCGUUGGCGACUCAUGUGAGGUCGCUUCAGACUUCGUCUAGUCCCCAGGAUGCUUUCACACUGCUCCCAAGGGCCACUGGCUUCUUGUCUGUGUUGGGGAAUCCGUUAAAUGUCAGCCUUCUCGCAUCGCAACUACUGACCGUCCCUGCGAUAUGGGACCAUCCCGUGAAUCUGCACGAUUGUCGCAAGAUCCUCAGCGUGUUCAACACGGCCACCAUCGGUGUUAUACAAAACGAAGAACACGGAGAUAAUCGGACUCAGUACGGAGGUCCAAGAAAGCUGAGCCGUGAAGCAUGGAUUAAGGCGGUGGUCAGCGGCGCGGACGAGAAGUCACCCCGAUGGAGACACGUACUGUUACUGGGAGGAGUGUUGCUGGGAGGCGAGGGACAGAAUCGCCAGGGCUUGCCGUGGCAUUUGCGGACGAAAUUGGAAUCUGCCCUAGUGACAGCUGCGCAGCUUGCUUUGGAGGAGCGGGGUUCGCACAAUGGCAUUGAGGGCGCCUGCGUUCUAAUGGUUUUGAACUACACUUUCGAACUGCUAUCUGACAUUGAAAGGGCCAAGCUGGACUACGACCGCUUGCUACCCAUGAUGUUACAGAUCGCCUAUAAUUCGCGAGAAGGACUCGAAAGCGGGUAUUUUAUUGGGGCUGUUGACAACGAUGUUGUGCAGGUCCCUGGCCAGAAAUUCCAGUGGUCUCCGCAUUCUGACACCUUUGCCCACGUCUCUGCGAUCACGAACAAGCCACUUAUUUCUGCACUGGGCCCGCUGUCUCGUCUCAUUGCGCAUGCAAUUGAGAAUGUUCGCGAUCCGAGACUCGUCUCGCAAUCUGUGGAUAUCAUUGCGGAUUUUUCUCGCACACUGAUGGUACAGUGGCGGCAGAACAAGUUGUCCGAAAUUGACCAAAUUGAGGAGUCCUUGUUCUUAGAUGCGGAGACAUUGAGUACUACUGUUCCCAUGCUGUGGAAGAUUCUCCGUAACUGUCUAUAUUCGGUUGUGAUUGUCCUUCGUGGCGCUUUUGGGAGGGUACUCAAUGAUCACUUCCUUUCAAAUGAUAAAAGCGCUCCAUACUUGUCAAUGCAAGCACUUCAUAUACUUCGGAGUCUGUAUUUCAUCUCGUCCCGAAUCGGCCAGAACUCGUCAUCUCAGCACAUGUUUGUCUCGUUGGCGGCCGUCGACAUCCUCGCGCAGUAUCCUGAAUUGGUUGAGAAUUUCCUCAGGAGUAUUAAGCCAAAUGAGCUUGGUCAGAUCCCAGCACAUCCACUUGAGCGGUGCCUCGACCUAUUCUUCCUCAACACUGCUGAGCUAUUUACGAUCGUUUUGUCACCAAAGACAAGUGAGGAGCUGCUCAUAUCAGCUGCGGUUCCAUACCUUGCUGCCGCUGCGAACAAGCACCUACUUCAGAUAUUCGAGGCCGCGCAUAGUGUGGCUCUUGCUGUGUUCGCCAUACCCAAGAAUGCGUCCAUAUCUGCCAAACACCUGCCGUUCUACAUCGAUAAUCUAUUUGCUGUCUUCCCUCGCAAUCUCUCUGCGCGUCAAUUCCGCCUCGCCUUCAAGACGGUCAUCCAAGUCACCGCUCCACCAUCACUCAUCGCCAACGACCAACCGCUUAUGCCAUCCUUCUUACUCGAGGUCCUAUAUGACCGCGCACUCAAAGCGUCUGACGAAAUUCUCCCACAGCCUUCACAAGGCCUAGAUGCGGACCCGAGCCAGACCCCAUCACCACCCGUUUCCGAACAAGCUGCUCUAACCCUCGCCCUAAUCGACUCCCUCUGCUUCCUGCGCGUACAGGAUCUCGAAGAAUGGCUCCCUCUUACCGCGCGCCUGCUAAAUGUUAUCCGUCCCGCCAACCUGCGGGAUAUCUGCAUCGAUCGGUUCUGGGAUGCACUCAGUAGCGGCGAGAUGGAUGUUGAUCGUGCGCAUUACUGCGUUACGUGGUGGAGCACGAGAGGUGGACGUGAACUUGUGAUUUUUGGCGGUGAGCCUGAGCAGCCGGAGGCAGAAGGGGCUUAUAUGAGUGGUGCGAUUGGAGGAAUUGCGCGGGAGAAUAAGCUGUGA
Messenger RNA from Aspergillus ruber CBS 135680, 2070 nucleotides. It is a transcript of the gene pex8, whose product is annotated as putative peroxisomal membrane protein Pex17. Bases 1 to 2070 code for a protein of 689 amino acids. The record is from RefSeq and is a predicted model, not a curated record. The transcript has 4 exons. NCBI's taxonomy places the organism in Eukaryota, Fungi, Ascomycota, Eurotiomycetes, Eurotiales, Aspergillaceae.